CACCGACUUCGAACGUCGUCCGCGAGGACGAGAGCGACAAACCCUGCCGAAACAGGGGAGAUCCUGGCUUCCCAACAUCACCAGCGACGAUCUUUACCCCUCAAUCCCUCAGCAAUCAUCGACACCGCAACCAGACGCUGCUUGGAUGAGUCUGCAUGACCGGACGAAUGUGCCUAUCAUCAUCGACCUCGACGAAAUUCCAGACGGUAGCACAGAGGACGCCGCCAUCGAUAUCGAGGCGCUGCACAUAGCAGACCAGUUCACCCAUCUCACAUCUGCGGAGAAGGAGCUUCGUCGUCAAGACUUGAUUAGGGAACACCAUAAGCGCUUUGCUCGUAGAGGCCAGGCAGACGGAGCGAUGAAUCCGGGUCGAGCACCAAAUGAUGCAAUAGUCAUAUCGGAUAGUGACGAGGAGGAUCUGCAAGCGGUGGAGAUGCCUAAUCCUGGGCAGGGCCCUCCGCCUACUGACGACGAAAACUCCGAUUCGGAUAUCGUGAUGCUCUCUGAUUCUCGAAAUACUGCUCUCGGUCACAAUAGAUUAAACUUGAAGAGACCAGCAUCUUCUGAGCCCCUUCGGGGGGGAUCAAUUCCGAUGCCAAGGCCUCCUCCGUCUGUAAGCAAGGCAUCUGCUCGUCACGCGCCACAGAAACAGCGUCCGAGUCGAAGUCCCUCGACGUCGCGCCAGGGUCAACCAGUGGCCGGCCCCUCGCGGCCGAGAAACCUGCCAACAACUCUUUACGACAAUCGUGAUCAGCAGGCGGGAUCCGGCAAGAAGAGAAAACGCGGAGACUCUGAUUUAACUUCGGCUCAAAGGGGGGCGAUUUGUGUCGCCGACACCAGCGAUAAUGAUGACGAUCAACCGCCGAUACCGAUGCCUCAGGCGGAGCGCGCCCGACCAUCUACGUCUUCUCGUCGCACCGCAGGUGAUCCGCCGGAGCAAUACAAUAUAUCCCGGGGCCCCGAUUUCAACGAACGCACGGACGAGUCGCAUUUCCUGCCGGCAGAAGCUCUCCGGCACAUUGUCACGAACCCGCGCAUGCCGAGCUACGAGACGCAGUCCUUCGACUGGGACUUUAUCUCCAUCGCUAGGAAUCGCAGUCGCAAGAAGCCUCCCAAAGAAUGCUUCGCAGAUCGCUUUGGGCUCGAUGAUUUACGGCUGACGGAGUUUUUUCACGAGGCUCCCGGCGACAUUAACAAAAUCAUACAACAGGGCGAAUUUGCAGCCUAUUGCAGUUUCGUCGAUGGCGGUCUUCCAGACAAUGUUGAAGAGACAGGUAUCAGUGCGUACAAUCAGGACCGCAAUGGAUCUCUGGUCUUCUUGCGGCGCAAUCAGUUCUUCCCUCGCGUGAUGCCCGACGAGCACGACAUGCUUCCCGGCCACUUCUCCUUCCAAGAAACGAACCAACCAAAGCAGUAUACCGUGUCCGACAUCGCGUUUAUUCCCGUUAAUGACCAUGGCACUUCCGACGAAGGCACGCUUCCUGUUCUCAUAUCCGCGGGAUUCGAUAAUGAGGUAGUGUGUUGGGAGCCGUAUGAAGAGGAAGAAGAGGCAGUCCCCGAUGCAGCAACGGAGAGCACUCCGCAAGAGAUGAUCGUCGAAGAGGAGAGAGUUUCGGGUGACGAAGAGAAUGGGCAGUCUCACGCGGAGCCAGAGGUUCAGGAGGUGCAGGAGGUGCAACUGCAGCAGCAACAGGAGCAGCAGGGCGAGCAAGGCGUGAAUUCCGGCGACGAGCCUCAAGAGUCGCCCCUCAGCGUGAUAGAAGACAGGCGACGGAAGAGGCGUAGCAAAUACUACGAACACCACACACUGUGUUCGGAUUACGAAAAGCCCCCCCAGAUUCUUUCGUUCCGCCCCGGCACAUCCAAUGUACUUGCUGUGGGGACCGAGCAUUUGGACAUCAUCGACCUUGAUAGCGCCGGACUCAUCGACGCAUAUGAAAUUGCUGAGCCACGCUCGGGUCACGCGGUCUCUGCCAUUGUGUGGGGAAAGGGCCCAUCGAAGGAUUAUAUUUUCGCGUCCACCGAGCCUCCAAUUCCUUCUGAUGACCGGGAGCCACCGCCCAUCGGUUUCCAUAAAGGCAUCGAGGUACGGACUGGCAGACGCUUUGAACUGAUCACUGCGGGGACCCACGACAGCGGUGCGGGUGAUGCGCUCGCUGUCAGCGAUGAAGGCGAGCUGCCACUCGUGCUUCACUCGCCGCUACUGACCAUACCUCUAGGCGACCGUCUUGCCAUCGCCGCUAGGUGUCCCACGGGCCAUAUCUUACAAAUCCUCGAUAUCCGCAAUCCGCAAAAAGGCAGGAGAAGCGUAGAGCGUAUCGCGCUGCCUCCCUUCGAUUUUGGCGCGGUGAAUUGGCGUAAAGGCUUAGAGAACGACGUGAACGACAUGAGCUAUGCCCCGGGCGCUUCGCAUCUCUUGGCGCUGGCGCGGUCGGACAAUGUCGCGCUGAUCUACGACUUGCGUAACACGAGGUGGCCUCUGCAUACGCUGAGGCAUGUAGGGGAUCGCGCACCACAUGUGAAAGGAUACUUCCAUGGUGUCACGCAACUGCAGUGGGUGUCCCACAAGCGUCUGGGGCUCGUUACUGCAGGCGCAGACGGUUGCGUGCGCCUCUGGGACCCAUCGAUCUCGUCCGAAGACGACCCGCAGAGAAAUGGCACCAUCAUAGCCGAAGUUGACGCAGACAUCACCGCGUUCUCGCUGGGUAAAAGGGGUACAAAGGAACAUACGCUCAUGGUCGGCGACUCACGAGGAAGAGUUCAUAUCUACAAUCAAGCCUACCGAGGGCCCGUCGCGGACCUGACCGCAAUCUCUGCGUGAUACAGUGGCUCGGUACGGUCGAUGUACAGCGGCAAGGGAUGGUCGAUGUACAGCGGGCAAGGGAUGGACGACGUACAGCGCAGGAGCUUUGCGAGUUCGUCGAGCUGCUCUUGUGAUCAUUGAGCUGUCUUCGGCGUCUGUAAACGGAUCUAUAGGGGAGUGUUCGAGGGAGGUUGGACGGAUGAGGAUAUAUGGACGGAUCACUGCUUACGACGCGCUAGUACACGAAGGUAAUGUUACGCCUGAUCUCGAGGGCGGGCGUCUAUAUCAGUCCUUCGAUCACUGCAAAUGCUACAGCAACGCGAGGAGCUGUUGAUGGGUGCUGGCAUACCGUGUUGAUGAAAGUACUUGUAUUGAUACCGCGUUCGACACGUCAUGAACAUGAGCAUGGGAUAUGGGAUACGGGAUUGGACUGUAUAGGUACCGACAGCGUUCUCGGGAUCAUGCCGUGCUCAACGAUGAACUCCGCGCCACACCGUGGGGUGAAACCCACUCC
This is a messenger RNA of Schizophyllum commune H4-8, 3317 nucleotides long. RefSeq lists its product as uncharacterized. The record is from RefSeq and is a predicted model, not a curated record. NCBI's taxonomy places the organism in Eukaryota, Fungi, Basidiomycota, Agaricomycetes, Agaricales, Schizophyllaceae. The transcript has 13 exons. Gene Ontology annotation, molecular function: protein binding. The coding region runs from base 146 to 2821 and encodes 891 amino acids.